Striga asiatica is the source of this 1002-nucleotide messenger RNA. The record is from the annotation of a GenBank genome assembly. NCBI's taxonomy places the organism in Eukaryota, Viridiplantae, Streptophyta, Magnoliopsida, Lamiales, Orobanchaceae.
AUGGAGUCGGCCGACGAUGUAGAGGUUCGUUUUUUUUGGACGGAGAGUUCGUCGCUUCAAACGGGCGGCGACAGAGCUUUGCUCGUGUGGCGAACGAGGCGCGAAAUUGGCGAAGAACGACGGAGGCAAACCCGAGGCGCGGAACUUUUCCUCAGUGAUGCAAUCAAUCCUGUGGGCCAUCUCGGGUCCCAAAUAGUUCUCCCAAUCCCCAACCACCCCACGCCGGAAAAACGCCCUGUUCUCCUCCCCGGACGACAGCUUCCCAGUCCUAUUAACUUGGAGCCCGCUCAAUCUACCGAAGCUGCACAUUUCGAGAAUGUUUUCCACAACGCCCGAGGCCUCCUCCUCGUGGGUGAAGGGGCAGCCGAGGAAAGCAGCCAGGCGCCUAAGCACAGGACCCGGGCUCUCCUUGAGCUCCUCGUACCUGAGGAAGAGAAAUUUAUCGGGGGCGUCGCGGCUUUUGUACCAGUAACCGAGCACGUGGUCCCAGAAGGGCCCGAAGAUGCUGACCCCGCGGCAGAACAUGUGGAGCACGUCCUGGACGGGGGUUGGGGCGGAGCCCUCGGGCUUGAGGGCGUUGGUGAAGUGCCAGAGGGAGACAAAAACGUCCUUGGGGUCCCGGCAGAGAGAAGAGAAGGGCAUGUGGGUGGCCAGGAUGCGGCGCUGGUGGGAGGGGUAAAAGGAGGAGUCGGGGGCUCGGCCGUUGACGAAGAGGCUGAUCUCGAGGAAGGGGACGAGUUGGUGGGGGCUGGCGGAGGAGAGAGGAUGGUUGUGGUUGGAGGGGAAAGGGGGGUGAGUGGCACGGUUGGCGAGGGUGAAGACGAGGGCCUUGAGCCAGGUGGUGCCGGAUUUGGGGGUGGUGACGAGGAGGAUGUCGGUGGGGAGGGGACGGAAAUGGGUCUGGCAGGCCACGACACCCUGGAGGUAGCGGGCGGGGUACCAGAAGCCCUCGUACAGGUACAGGUGUGCGACCAGCCACCCCUUUUCUUUCGGGAGUUUUGA